UUGGACGCGAUUUGAGUGCGAGCUUUUGUUUUGUAUACAUCUUGUAGCCGGCAUUUUACGCGCGUUCUGUAUUUACAUUACAACGCGCCGGGCUCUCAAGGCCGCCCGAAAAAAAGUGGAAGCCCCUUCCCCCUGUCCUCAAUAAGAAUAACAAGAGUUAUCGCUAGGCGCAUCGGGAAAUAUGUCAGGGCGCAGAAGUCAGACACAGAUGGCGCCACCGCCGCCGCCGCCCAAGCCGAGCAAGUCUCAGCCAAACGGCAAUGGCGCCCUGCCGAAUGGCACCGCCAACAACAACAACAACAAUUAUAACAACAGUUACAACAGCAAUAAAAGUGUCGCAGUGGCAACGGCAGCGGCAGGUGACUGGAGCCAGCGGCAGAGCCUAGACCAAAAUCGGAGCACGACUCCGCAGAACAGCAACGCCGCCCGCAGGAGUCAGACGCCGCCGCGCACAGAGCAGGUCGUAAUGACGCCACGUGGCAAAACGGCCAACAGCACCGUUAUACUCAUCGAGAGGAAGCUCGUCGAUGAGAUCAACGAUCGUGUCCAUGUCGCUGGCGGGGAUCAUACGGGCAUCAUCAUUAACAAGGACACCGUUGCCGGCCAGAAGAGCGCCAGCAAAGCGGCCGCCCUCUCGCUGGAGUUUCGGGUAUUCCUUGUCAGCGCCAAUACGGGCAAACAUUCGCAGGAGUCGCGCACGCUGAGAUUCUGGUUUCGGGAUUGGCUGACAAACGAUGAGAAACAGGCGCACAUUGCCCAGGACUUUUUCAAGGAGCUUGUCAGUCCGCAGGACUUUCCCAGAGAUUAUGUUGGGUUUAUCAAGAAGAUAAUGAAGCUCUUGCAGCAUGGCUACACCGAGAUACAGUCCAUAGAGAUCGAGCUGCGCAUCUUGGAGGAGACAUCGGCGCCUCCGUCACGUCCACCGCGCGAUGGCUACAUCAUCUACUGCUACGGGGACUGCAAUCGCAAGUUCGAGGAGGCGCUGCUGGCGCAGAAGAAAACAGUUUCCCUGGAGGAAUCACAAUUUGAAUCUCCACCGUUGACACAGGAGAAGGUGCUUGAACUCAUUGAGCAGGCUUAUCCGAAUCCCGUUUCGCCCGAGGAUUUGGCCAAGGACUAUGGCUGGAGCGAACAAGAUGUGCUGUUGGUCAUACAAUCGCUGCAGGAGCGCGGCCUCAUCAAGUCGAUGGAGUACAAUGCCUACACGCGCAUCCAUCACGAGGAUAAGGAGAUUAAGGUGGUCAAGCAGAUGCCGACGAUAGCCUCGAAUAAGCAGCCCACGAUUGCCAUCAUAACGGCGCAGUAUUGUGAGAAGCUGGCCGUGGACGCCAUGUUGGAGAAUAAGGAGACAUUUGUCCGUUAUACCACAGUCGAUUCCGAUCCCAAUCUAACGAACUCACUCAGAAAAUCCAAAAAGAAACGCAGAUUUGGCGAAUCGAAUGUGUAUACUCUGGGCAAUAUUGGAGCACAUCGGAUAGUGAGCACAAAGCUGCCGUCGGUGGGCAGCACGCGGGAGGCGAUGACGGCGACGGGCAAUACGACAACCAGAUUGCUGGGCACAUUCCAAAAGGUUGACUAUGUUUUCAUUGUGGGCGUGGCUGGCGGCGUGCCGCACUACACGGACUACAAGAAGCACGUGCGACUGGGCGACGUGGUCAUCUCGUAUGUGGACAAGCAGCGUGCGCUGAUCAACAGCAAGGAGAAGCCGUAUGUGUAUGUGUACAAAAGCGGCGAAGAUGUUAAGACAUAUUUCCCUGUCAACGAUUCGCUGCAGCAGAUUGCGGAGAGCCUACAGGCGAACAUGGAGCUAAAACGCCCCUGGGAAACAUAUCUGGGCGAUGCACAGCAAACACUCGCCCAAAAGACGGACAGCGACUUUGGAAGGCCGGACGUCAAAACGGAUAAACUAUUUAUGAACAUUGGCAACAAUGAGGUCAUCGAGGUGGCCCAUCCAAUUGCCGCUGAUGAGAUUAACGGCGUGACGCGGCUGCGUCUGCACCUGGGACCCAUCGGCUCUGGCAGAGAUUUGGUGCGAAACGACGAUCUGCGCACCCAGUUUGCCCGUAAAUUUGGACUGCUCGCCACCGAUGUAGAGAUGAGCAGUGUCCUGGAUAGCAUUAUUGGCAACUGCCGGGAGAGCUUCAUUCUGGUCAAGGGCAUCUCGGACUACAAGGAUGGCAUGUCGACGCGCAAAUGGCAGAACUAUGCCUCGCUAUCAGCGGCUGCAGUGGUCAAGUCCGUCAUCUGUGGCAUGGAUGCGCCAACAAAUGUUUAAGGCUCGGCCUACAUCUAGCACUCAAUGCAUUAAGCUAUGAUUUUACACUUUCAAAUCAUUUUUUUUUUUAAUAUUGUUUAAAUUCCUGCAAUGUAUUUAUCAAACGUUUUAUUUUGUUCUCUGUACGUUAUUAACCAAAAUCGGAGCCUAAAUCGGCUAUUAGCUGGCGGCCCCUCAAAGUAGACCAAAAUGUAUGCGUUUUCCUAAUACCUUAUUACAUGUAUAUGUAAAAGUAAUAUGUAUUGAAUAAUUUCUUGUUAUUUAUUUGUUAUGCUUUUGUACUACAUACAUAUACAUAA
Molecule: messenger RNA, 2574 nt
Organism: Drosophila novamexicana
Lineage: Eukaryota; Metazoa; Arthropoda; Insecta; Diptera; Drosophilidae
Exons: 9
Coding region: 182-2275 (697 amino acids)
Biological process (GO): nucleoside metabolic process
Molecular function (GO): catalytic activity
Source: RefSeq, a predicted model, not a curated record